CGUCAUAGCCGGCGGCAGCUAUUUGCCGGAGGGACCAAGCAGCCCCAAACAAAUGCUUUCUAAGUUCACAGCUUUCUUCAUCUCCACCACGUCCUCCGAAGGCAGAGCCUAUUCUGACGACAAGAAUGGCAUCUCUCCAAUUUUGCAAGGAAUGCAAUAAUCUUCUCUAUCCCAAGGCGGACCAACAACGACGAGUCAUGGUCUAUGCAUGCAGAAUCUGCGCUUAUGAUGAUGAAGGAGAGAACCAAUGCGUGUACAGAAAUGAUUACUUGACUGUUACAAAAGAACAAGUUGGUGUUACGACUGACCUUGGGACUGACCCGACACUCGCUCACUCAAACCUUCCCUGUCCCGAAUGCGGGCAUGAGGAUGCGGUCUUCUAUCAGGACCAGUCAAAAAGAAAGGAGACACGCAUGAUCCUUUUCUUCGUCUGUGUCAAAUGCAAUCAUAGCUUCACGGAUCCUAGUUUGGCCAUUGAUAACAGGCCAGAUGCAGCCGGUGAUGGUUGAUCGAAGUUGUAUUUUUUUUCUCCAUAGGAACCGUGCCAUACAUGCGCUCGGUGUACAUUAGACGUAUAAAAUUUCAUUCGGCUUACUAGCGGCUGACUUUUAGGUGA
This is a messenger RNA of Desarmillaria tabescens, 616 nucleotides long. RefSeq lists its product as uncharacterized. Gene Ontology annotation, cellular component: RNA polymerase II, core complex. The record is from RefSeq and is a predicted model, not a curated record. Lineage: Eukaryota; Fungi; Basidiomycota; Agaricomycetes; Agaricales; Physalacriaceae. The coding region runs from base 126 to 509 and encodes 127 amino acids. Gene Ontology annotation, molecular function: zinc ion binding; nucleic acid binding; DNA-directed RNA polymerase activity. The transcript is spliced from 5 exons. Gene Ontology annotation, biological process: DNA-templated transcription; transcription-coupled nucleotide-excision repair; transcription initiation at RNA polymerase II promoter.